Molecule: messenger RNA, 1209 nt
Organism: Penicillium malachiteum
Lineage: Eukaryota; Fungi; Ascomycota; Eurotiomycetes; Eurotiales; Aspergillaceae
Product: intradiol ring-cleavage dioxygenase
Exons: 4
Coding region: 1-1209 (402 amino acids)
Molecular function (GO): ferric iron binding; oxidoreductase activity, acting on single donors with incorporation of molecular oxygen, incorporation of two atoms of oxygen
Source: RefSeq, a predicted model, not a curated record
AUGGUGCAAUUUACCUCUGCUCUCGCCCUUGGCUUGAUGGGUCUUGUCAGCGUUGCUUCUGCUCAUCCGGGCCACGAUGUCAAGGCCGAAGCUGCUGAGCGUUCCGCCUUCCUGAAGGACUCCAAUCUUCAAUCCCGAAGCCUUGCGCAAUGUGCAUCAAUGCUCAAGGCACGUGGUCUUGAGAGCAGAAAUGUUGCUCGUCGUGAACUUGCCGUGAAACAAAUCCGCAACCGACGUGGCAUAAAUGACAGUCGUCGCUUCCUGAAGGCGCGUGACUUGGAUGCCGAGCUGAAUACUUCUCAUCAUUCCAACUUAACCAGUGUAGACCAGUCGACUGAUCCGAGUAUUCUGUUUGGCUCCGAAUCUACCUGUAUCUUGGGUCCUGACGUUACCCAGGGGCCUUAUUAUGUCACUGGUGAAUUGAUUCGUGAGGAUAUCGUCGAAUCGCAGACUGGUGUUCCUCUUUAUAUGGACAUUCAGAUCAUCGAUACCAAUACCUGCAACCCUUUGCCGAAUAUCUAUACAGAUAUCUGGCACUGCAAUGCUACUGGUGUCUACUCCGGUGUUCAAGCGAGCGGAAAUGGUGAUGAAUCCGAUGCGACGAACCUAGAUGCCACUUUCCUCCGCGGCAUUCAACCUAGCAACGAUGAGGGAGUUGUGCAGUUCGAGUCUAUCUUCCCUGGUCACUACACUGGACGUGCCACUCAUAUCCACGGUACGGGAUUCCCAAGCAAUCAUUCCUUUCAAGACACUAACAAGACUCUCAUGAUAGUUCUCACACACGCAGUCAACGAAACAACGGUCCUAUCGAAUGACACUAUUACCGGUCUCUAUACAGCCCAUUCUUCGCACGUCGGUCAACUCUUCUUCGACCAAGAUCUCAUCUCUACCGUUGAAGAUACAUCACCAUACUCUACCAAUACUCAAGACCUGACUACCAACGCUGAUGAUAGCAUCCUUGCGGAAGAGGCAGACACUAUUGAUCCCUUCAUGGAGUACGUCUUCCUGGGCGAUAACGUGUCAGACGGUGUGUUUGCUUGGAUUACUGUUGGAAUCGAUGCGACCGAGGAUAGUGAUAUUACGCCUGCGGCUUACUAUACUGAGAAUGGUGGUGUUGAGAAUGAGGAUUCUGGCAUGAAUAUGGGUGGUUCCCCGCCUGGGUCCUCAGCCACCAGGGCUGCUGCUAGCGGUAGCACAUCCAGUGCUUGA